Clavispora lusitaniae ATCC 42720 is the source of this 1854-nucleotide messenger RNA. RefSeq lists its product as uncharacterized. Gene Ontology annotation, biological process: regulation of DNA-templated transcription. Gene Ontology annotation, cellular component: RSC-type complex. NCBI's taxonomy places the organism in Eukaryota, Fungi, Ascomycota, Pichiomycetes, Serinales, Metschnikowiaceae. Gene Ontology annotation, molecular function: DNA binding. The record is from RefSeq and is a predicted model, not a curated record.
AUGCCUCCUCUGUUUGUGCCCAUCCAGGGCGUUUCUCGUACCGGUGUUGUUGCGGACGAUGUUUCCCACAUCCCCGCAAACGGCUAUCUUUCUUCCGGCUCGGAUCUACAUGGUGCUGGCCAUAUGGGCGUGGGGCCCUUGGAUCGCAUAAUCAUGUCGUUGAACUCGGGAAUCGAGUCGGAAAUCGAGUAUGCGCUCGGUGCUCUCACAUACUACUCGUGCAACGAGCCCAAGUUGCUCAACUUUUCUGUGUACCCGCUUAUGGGCAACGAGCUCAUCAAGUAUUUUUUCAAGCCGUUUCAGUUGAUCUUGGACGGCAAGGAGCAGCUGCUCCGGCCUCCGGUGAUGUCUUUGGCGGUGGAGUCGCUCUUGUCGCUUCGAAACGCCGUCCAGGACUUGCACAACCAGCAGUGGCUCUCGCAGAUCAAAAGCUUCCGCAAAAACGCAACCGCGGCCCUCGGCUUUUUGGUCAAGUGGUUCUACACGCCGCAAAACCACUCGUACCACUUGUCGCAGUUCCACGACUUGUUCAAGGAGGCCUUGAUGCACUUGUUGGACAUUCUCGACCCGCUCACGUGCUUCUACAUUGACAAUGCCAAAAACGACCCCUUGUUUGCCCAUCUUCUUACCGUCUUGCUGCAGACGCACGACAAGUACAUCUUUACCGUGUCUGUCAAGUGCGUACACCACAUGUUGUUUUUAAGCGGCCCGAGCUCGGCCAAAGAGGCAGACGCCGAAAUCGACACUAAUAACUGCAUCGACGCAAUCCAGCCCGAUCACCUCUUAGUCAUUGUGCGCGCGCUUCUUAUUGGUGACGAAGAGUUGACCUAUACAGUGUUGCUGUUUUUGAAACAGUACUUGGGCUCUACGGCUCUCCACCCGCAAUAUUCUUCUUCUACCGCUUCCUCGCAGCUUCACCGCUUACGGAAACUCGUGCAGGCCGGCCCAGCUCUGCGCAACUUGCACAUCUUGAUGAAACAGCUCCCACAGUUAAUUGUGGCCAAUCUUCCCUUGGUAGACGCGUCUAAAUUGCAACAAGAUUUCCCCACCUGGCUUCUGAAACGCUCAGCAAACAGCGGCGUGCCCAAUACAACCGUGCGCUUGCCGCAGAAGUUGUACGAUAUUAUCAUCACUUUCCCAGAGCCUCUCCGGGCCACCACGUGGCUCCGGUGCUGUUAUGAGCCAUACGUAGGAAAUACUAGCGGGAAUGAAACAAAAGACCUGGCUGCAGGUGAAGUGACGCAGAUCUCGCUCUGGAAAGCGUACGAAAACCAGUUUGAGGCCAUCUGGAAAGACCGUCUGAACGCAAAAUGGCCCAACUUGUUGCCUGCGGUGGACUUUAUCAAGAACGUCAGUUCCGCAUUUCCAAACUCCGAGGCUAUGGUGGUGAACAUUCCGUCACAGGAUCCAGCGCAGCCAGCUCGCAAGAAAUUCAUCAUCAAGGGCAUCCAGCCGCGCCGGUUCCCGGUCAAUAUCGACGUGGGCAACUUUGAAGCGUUGCGUCGGUCCGUGGGCUCGGAAGACUCCAGUCCUUUGGGCAAAUACGCAGGAGAAGUUGACACCAAGGCAUUCCGUGCGGCGGUGGAAGCUUUCAAUGAUUCGCUCUUAUCCACAUCAGAAGGCUUGCUUGGUGUUUCCGACGUCAAUGCGCCAUGGUAUUCUCCCGUGAAUGCGCUCAGUCGGGAUAUUCUUCGGCGAACCAUCGAGUCGUUGUUAGAUCUGGACACUGACGGCGUGUACAAAAACGUGUUCCGCCAGUACAAUAAGGAGUGGUUACCGCAGUGUGUUUAUGCCAACCCGGGCUUGGUGGAGCAUGCAUACAUUGAGGGCCGGUGGUUACUGUAUCUUUUGUAG